GCUACGUUUGUGGACCGAUGUACAUGAUCCACCAAUUCGAAGAAUGGGGAUACGACAUCAAGGGCGUUCCUUACUCCUUCCACCGAUCACUGUGUGAGAAUUUGGGCUAUCCAGACCUCAACAACUGUCCGGCUACUCCUUUGCCAGUCUGGGGCGUCAAUGGCAUCAUGAUGUGGAUCGGCGCCUGGUCUCUCCGAUAUGCUAGUCCUUCUGUCGGAGGCGCCAAUUACUACGGAAUGGUUAUGUUCAACAGUCUCACACACGUCAUGCGAGCCAUUCUAGACGGUGAAUACAACGCAGGCCUUCUCAGCACUCUAAUCAGUUUCAUGCCUGCUUCUUAUUACUUCUACUCUGCCAUGUUGGCAGAAAAGAAACUCAAAACCGCUGGAAUCGCGCGCUCAUUCGUUAUUGGCAUCGUCGGUCACCUGCUCUGGAUUCUUCCCUACAUUUGGAUCGACAAGGGCUACAUCAGCGAGAUUACAGCUUGCGCUAUCCAAGUGCUCAACACCCUGAUGUUGCACGUCGUUAAUAUACCUAUUUGAAGCCUGCGAGCUCAAGUGGCAUAUAGCUCCCUGUUCCGCAACAUAUAGUGCUAAUCGUUUUUCAUGCUUCAUUGAGAAGGGUACUGAGGGGUUCAACAAAGUCAGUGUGACUCCCAAUUGCUACCCAGAUAUGCACUCGCUACCGAACCCUUCUUACGCCGCUUUACUCUUCUCGUCAGCUUGAAAUACAUGUCUCAGCUCACCAAUAAAGAUUUCUUUGAACCUGACCUGACCUAGCUAUAGCCACUCUAUACGCACCUCGAGCAGCAGUACUAUAAUUUUCCUGCUCUAGUAAACUAUUAGCUAAUACCCUAGUACUAAGUUAUAGUACGCAGCUACUUAUAGAGUUGUAUUAUGUAUAUAGUACUACUAGCCAGCUAAGCUUAGAAUCCAGACAG
Messenger RNA from Aspergillus saccharolyticus JOP 1030-1, 940 nucleotides. Its product is annotated as HXXEE domain-containing protein. The transcript is spliced from 2 exons. The record is from RefSeq and is a predicted model, not a curated record. Lineage: Eukaryota; Fungi; Ascomycota; Eurotiomycetes; Eurotiales; Aspergillaceae. The coding region runs from base 24 to 542 and encodes 172 amino acids.